AUGCAGGAUGGUAUUGACUGUGGAGUUGCUCAGUGGGUUGAUGCGCCAUGGCCUUCUAUUCUGCAAAGAUGUUUGGAGAAGAUAUGGGAGAUGUUUCAUGAGGAGAACCAUGACAGAAUGAUUGACCAUGAGAAGUAUAAGAAAGAGUUGGAGAAGGUGAACAAGCAGUUGGAUACACUUGGGGAUCAGUACAGUCAGCAGGUUGAGGAUGUCACCAAGAUGUUUGAUUGGGCAGAUCAGAACAACAGGGUCAUGAGUGAUGAAGAGUUCAAGCAGAAGCAGAUGGAUGUGGGCAAGGACAUGGAGAAGCUAGCUAUCACCAAGGAGAAGGAGAGUGAUGCCAUUGGCAAGAUGAAGGAGAUGGAGAAGCUGGCUCAGGAGCACAAGGAGAUGAAGUGCAUUCUUAGAUCUCAGGGAGAGAUCAUUAGGAACACCAGGAAGGAGAGGGAUGACUUCAAGGAAGAGAGGGACUGGCUGAUAGAGGAGAAGAAGAAGCUGGAGUUUCUGGUGGGUGAUCUUAUGAAAGCUGGUCAUGGCACCAAGGACAAGCUUGCCAAGAUCAAGUCAAUCCUUGAUGAGUGA
Molecule: messenger RNA, 582 nt
Organism: Aegilops tauschii subsp. strangulata
Lineage: Eukaryota; Viridiplantae; Streptophyta; Magnoliopsida; Poales; Poaceae
Source: RefSeq, a predicted model, not a curated record